GGGUGGGGUGGGCUGAGCUGAGCUGUUGAAAUUCUUUCUGUAAUAUUCUCCCCUGUUAACGUAUAUGUUCUAGAGGAUAGAGUCAGUUGAUUGUAGAGUUUUGUAUUAUAAGCAAAACAGAACCAAACCGGGUAGACCAGCACAUGGAUCUGUAUGAACGUAGAGGAACUUUUAAAUCUUGGAAGAUUUUACUUUCACCCAUAUUGAGGGUAGGGAGUGGGCAAGAAUGCAGUGUGGAAGUAAGUGCCCACCAGAUUCCACACUGGCUCCUUGUUCCUCUUCUCCAGUCCAUCCAUGUUGGGGAAAGUGUUCAGGUCAUGGAUAGUUUCUCGUGUUGGUAUUUAUCAUUCAGAUGGUGUGUGAUGAAACAAAGCAGGCACCAAAAUUCAUAUCCUUAUGAACUCUCUUUAAUGACGUCUUCUUAACUUUGUGGGGCUAUUAAGCCAGCCUGAUUUUGAACAAACUUUUUUGGAUGGGGUAAGAGGAGCAUUAUAAAGCAGGAUAGAGAAGGGGGCCAAGGGACUCAAGGGAUAAGCCAGGGAAGCACAGAAAGUCAAGCGAGGAAAGCAGAGAUGUUCUAGAAUGCUCUAGAGGAGAACUAGCAUGUAUUAGGAUUUGAAAUGGUCAGAAUAUCUCCUCAGCCUCCUUUGCAGUACUUCCUCUUGCAGCGAGAAUUUUCUUUUGAGACAAGUGUUGGCCAAGUGUUGGUCGGUCCCUUGGCAUGUAGCAUAGCUCCUUGUCCUGGACAAUAAGAAAACUGCUUUAAUGGCCAGGAAUAACAGCUUAUAGGGGACCUCGUGGCUCUGGGGGAAAAAAAAUACAAAAACCUUACAGUGGCAGAAAUUAAAAAGUAGAGUAGAACUGGAUUCCAAAGGCUUGUGUUACACCUACUCCUCCUCACUUACAGACUGUCUUGGUAUCUGGCAUUUCGCAUUGAUGACAAUAGUAAAGAAUCUACUAUCUGACUAUUUUGUGCAUUAACGGUGUAUGUCUGGCAGUAACAAAUGCUGAGGUGUGAGGCAAGAGUAACAUUAGCUGUGGUAGUUAAGGUUAUGUGUCAGCUGAUUCUCAGUGGUUUGGCAGUUAUGUAAUGACAUAAUUUGGCAGUCAUUUAAUGAUGUAACUUGGCAGGCAUGUAAUGAUGUAAUUUGGCAGUUAUGUAAUGAUGUAAUCAUGCUCCAUUUUGUUAUCUAGAAUGGUCAUCCCCCAUUCUUGAAUAAGGCCGAUUUCACAUAACAAAUUGGCCUUUGGAACCUAACCAUGUCCAUAAGUGAGGAAUGGGUGUGUAUGGAUUUGGAUGUGCUGUGGGCAAACCGAUAGGAAGAGAACAGAGUGAGAAAUAGUCUAAGUGGCUGCAAGGACCCCGUUGGUGGGUAGGGUAGUGUUGACUGGCUCUCCCAAUGUGAAUUUAGUUAGGUGUUUCACUUUAUCUUCCAGAAACUCCCUAAAGCAAGUUGAGGUCUAAGAUGUCCUUCAGAAAUCUCUUGGCCAUCUAUUGUUCUAUGACCAACAGCAAUUUUUUCUUACUUUCUUUGAAGAUAAAUUAUUUUGGGGUGAUGGUGACUUCAGGCUAUUUUUGAAUCUUUGGCUAUUGGCUUGAAAUCUUUUUGUUGUUAUUUUCACAUCAACCAAAGCAAGAAAGUUUCACUGAAUCCCCCUGCAGAAUAUAAUAAGUGUUGCCUUUCAUCGGGGAAGCAAACUAUUUACAGCCGUAACAGGGUUUACAAUGAAUUGUAUAAGUGGUACUGACUUCCAUGUCAGCAAAAAAUGAAACAAAAACUGAUCAUAGAUGACAUUACCUAAAUAACAGUACCUACGUGUGUCCUUUCUUUCACAUUCGCUGUAAUCCUGUUAUGCGUUGCCCUGUUACCUCAAGUACUGUCAUCUUUAAACGCUGUCAAGUCAUAACUGGAUUGCUAAGGACAGAGGAGAGGGAUCGGUGAGAACACAAUGGCGUUUCCCAACACAUCACAGAGACCGUCUUCUUCUCCCUCUCCUAGGCUGAGUUCAUGGAGAAAUCGUCAAGUCGAAAUGAUGACUCAGGUAUCUUUUAUAGACUUUGAUGAAGCACCCAGAUCCACCCUUCAUGCUCCGAGAAGGAUAGUGACACCCUCUUUAAACAGCCAGUGAAACAAACCCUGCCAGGAUAAUUUUAAUGUCUCUGCAUAAUGAGAAUGGAUCAUGAGUAAUAUUAUUACUGUGUUUGUAAAACCAAGGUCAAAAGUCACAGCAAAGAGCGGGAUCUCUUCAAGAGCUUAAUAUCUGAUUGCUCUUCAUAAUACUGCCCCAGAGUUGGUGAAGGGUUCCAUUCUAUAGAUGGAAAAACUGAGUCAUGAGAACUUUAAAGGCAGGUGUCAGUAGCCAGCGUGGGGGGACAUUCAUGUUUUGUGUUUGCGCCACCUAUCUGUGCCCCACCUCACAUAUUUAGACAAAAUUCUUAUCCAGGCAUCCCAUAAAAGGUUCAUAAAUUUCCAGUCUUCAUCUUUCUGCAGCUUUCUUAGAAUGGCUGAUGGGAAAAUUGCUCCAUUAAAAUUAAGCCUCUUGCUCUUGACAUUCUAUUGGUCAUAAAUAAGCAAGUGGGAAACGGUUACUUUGUACACCCUUGUUAAAGACUGGUUUGGGUGUCAGAGAGUAGGGCUAACUUAAGGGGUGCUGGCUAAGGCUUCUUUUCCAUGCAUUUUAUUAUUAUUUUUUUUUUUUGCUUUGGAUUUUAUAACGGUAUAAUUUAGUUUUUCCUUAAUCUGAUUCUGUAUUCAUCUUUUAAUAUAUAAUGUUGAUUAGUAUGUUCUAUUAUUUAUAGCCCUCCAGAAGGAUCUCAAGGAAAGAUAAUCUCCAUUUGAGAAGACAAUUUCCCGAUUUCCAUACAGAUGAUGGAAAAAGUAACUGCCCAUUACACAGCUUCUCCCGCUGAGUUUUCUCCUGAAACUCUCAGUGUGUGGCAUUGGGGACUCCAGACACCCCAAAGCCACACUGGAGGUGCAGCAGGGGCUGGGCUGCCAUUAAGGUGAAGGGACUGGCUAAUUGACUUGCAAAAUACAGGUUAGGGAGGUUUAUGAGAUAUCAAAUUAUCUUACUCUUUCUCUAUUAAAGGCAAAAUAUUAUACUAAGUAGAUCAUUACAUGGAUAAAAGGUUAGGACUUCACACACUUAAGGGUGUAGUGUGGUCUUUCCCCCUCCCACCUUGUGGUGAAGGAUCUCCGCUACUAACGGACAACUCACUGUUAAUAAAAAAAUGGAAGUGUGAAAUGUCUGAAUAGCUAAGUUAUAUUUAUAAGAGGGGUGUUUGCCUUCAAUUUGAAUUUCCUGAGUCUUUGUGAUUCUGAUGGAAAAGCAAUUUUUUUAAAUUGAGUGUUAAUUUGUUUUGUUUACAUUUCUGUUAGCAGGGAAAAGGGAGAAUACAUGAAAGGUGGAGUUAGCAGAGGGCAGGGCAGUGGCCAGGUCGAGGGGCUGAACGACUCCUCUCAGGUAGCUUGUGGGUGGCGUUCACAGGACUUUGGGUGGAAACCGCCCUCAGUGAAGGUGGUGGUCGGCCUGAGAUAGUGGGCUGCUUCUGUGUCAUGCCGUGAUAUCUUGGCCAACCGUCUAAUGCCAUAAAGGUCUUAGUAUUUGUUCUUCCUGAAAAAAAGGUCCAGGUCCUUGUUGUUCAGUUGGCUCUUCCAUAUGUCUGAUGACAAUCUGCGAAUUAAUCCAUCCUGUUGUCCAUUUCUGUGUAUUAUUUAUUUCAAAACCCAUGGACCUCAUAUCCACAACAGUGUUUGUGGUUUGCAAAAAGGGACAAUUUCAAGUUUUUCUUGAGCAUGAUGUAGCUAUAUUCUUUCAAUUUUUAAAGAUAGCUAGGUCUUCAGAAAUUAAAGUGUGUGUGUGCGCGUAGACAUGUUACAGGUUUCUCUGAAUUUCUCAUAUCAGUACAUAACUACAUACGUGUGCAUGAAGUUAACUCUUAGCAUUUGGCCACCUCAUUCUCUGAUUGUGUGUGGAGGUGGGGCAAGGUGGGCUAGGAGAGCUGUGAUUGGUGUCUUGAUUUGAUGUGUGGGAGAGAGAGCCAAUCACAAGCCAUUCUCUGGAAAUAAGCCAUGGCCCACCCACAGAGCAUUGAGACAGAAGCCCUAGCCAGCACCAGCCUUCCCAGAAUGUCUCCAAAUUCAUUUGAGAAUGAAGAAGGGCUCUACUCUUUUUUCACUGUGGUAACAUGCAUGUAAGGAAGCAUUUCAGCCAUUUUUGCACGUGCAAUUCAGGGGCGUUAAUUAUGCCCACUGUGUUGUGCAACCAUCACACCUUUUUUUUUUUUUCCCUCCAAAUUUUUUCAUCACCUGUAGUCCUCUAUCCUUGACCUGCUGGUAGAACAAAGGUCUUAGAGACCUUAAGUAGACCUGUACACAGACCCCUAAAUAUACCAAACAAAUAUUUUUUUGUGCUGGGGGAGGAGAACCAGGGCAGAAGGUUGGAAAAAGAAAGUGGGAGAUAGAAACGUUAAAAUGUGUGAUCUGUUCCCCAGCCCUCUUUUUCAAAAAUGGGGGUCAGAUCUACCAAUAUGUAUUUCUAGACAAAGCCGUCUAGUUGGCGAAGUGGUAUAUCUGGGGACCUGGAAUUUCUGUGUGACCUUAGGGAAACCCUUGACUGUGGGUCGGGCUCAGCCCAUUGAUCACAAGGACAAUGUUAGUAUUUAUAGACCAUGUUUGACGGUCCCGAGUGAAAGGUAACGUCACUUCUCACCCCAGAAUAGUAAGCGUUGUCUCUCAUAUCUAGGCCGCUGGGACAGUUCCUAGGAACCUGACAUUCUUCAGCUUUGUGAUGUUGAAUGGAGGGUUUUUCUUUUUAAAUGAGCUGAUUGGUUUUUGCUACUUUCCACAUUAUCUUCCAGGUCUAGGUUUUUUCUUGUUUGUUUGUUUGUUCUCCUCAUGGGCAGCAUCUAAAAGAUUAGGGGGCCUGAGCUGGCUCAGACCAUCCUGUUGUUUUUAGUUAGUUUAAAGGCAUGAGGGACUAUCCUGAGCCUGGCGUCUGGGAACAGACGACGAGGCCAACAGCAGCAGGGUGCAGUGGAGGUGGAGGCCUGGCCUCUGCUGGGCUUAGGGGUCCACUGUGACUAUUGAUAAUAUUCUCCUGGAAGUGUUUGCAGGGGUCAUCGUGUUCCACCUUGCCCAGUGGCUGCGACUUUAGUCAAUCCUGGGCUUGCAUGAGUCCUUCAGUCCAUCAUGGCACCCCACCACCCCAUCCCACUGCGUUUCAGAAGCCAACAACUGCAAGGCCAGAUUCCCAUCACCUUCUAGCCCUCCUGCGUUUGCUUCUGGGGACCUCAAGGAAGGAUCAGGCUGCUUAGGGAAUUGGACUUUGGCCUGAUGAGACAGACAGCUUUAGGAAAUAUGGCAGUGAGCAGCAAUAGCUUAUUCUUCCAGGGCUGUGCCUUGUUGGGGUGAUGGUGAUGGUGGCAUGUGUACAGACAGUUUUUAUAUUUCCUAUUUUGAUUUACAUACUGGUCUCUUUUGUCCAAGUCCUAAGCAAGUGCCACAGUAGAUUUGUUUUUGGCCUGAGCUUGAUGACCUUGAGAGCACACCUGUUCAUGAACUCCUGGUCAUGAGUAUGCACACAACCCAUAGCGAGCCACUGGGAAACGAGAAUUCCUAUAAUUUCGAGGCCUCACUUUGGGAUGGUGAUGAGGGCAGGAGACCUUGACCCACAUGCAUUUUUGCUUGAGUCCUUAACCUUCCCUUCCCUCCUGAUCCUUUCUUCUCCUGUGUGAGGUCCCCCUUCUGGUAAAGAAAGCAGGAGCCAUGCUGGAGUGCAGACUUGGCCCCAGCCUCACCAGGUGCAGUUGCUGACCAGCACUGGAAAAUAGGAAAUAUUGUUUUAAAAGGAGGGGCAGUUUCUGUUCCACAAUCAGUGCUGUCUCAGUAGAAGAGCAGCCUGGUUUAUCUUUCAAACCGACUUCCCUUUCUGGUGAGAGCGAGUGGCUUUAGCAGCAGAGCACCCUGAGGGUGAGGGAGGGAAGGUGGGAGAAGGGAGAUGCCGGAGAGAGAGGGCCCGAAGGAAGGGAGAGGGGAGAGGUGGACGAAAAGAGGGAAGAGAGGAGGCGAAGAGGGGGUGAGGGGAAGAGAGAGUUGAAAUUGGAGCUGGCUGUAGCAGAAUGUGAGGACUGAUUUCGCCAGGGAGACAGGCCGCCCUGGUCACCUCCUGUGUCACUUCCUGCGAGGUGGCUGUGGUGGUUGAACUCCUGACACCGUCGGAGGCUGGACGACCCUGCCAGCUCCAGGAAGGGCAGUCCAACAAUGGUCACGGGCAAAGCAUCAAAAGCACAGGCUGUCGAUAGUGUCCUGCGUUUGCAGAACGUCUCAGGGCUUCCUCAUUAACGGAGAAGCUCUAAAUUAGAGGAAAGCUGCUCGACAAGCCCCUCAGAUGCGGUGAGUGCCGCGGUGCAGACGGUCAUUACAUCUGACAUGCUUCUGAUUUUUAACAGAAGCUGUGAGACUAACCAAGAGCCCGGGUGGUGCAGUGGUUAAAGCGCUCCGCUGCCAACUGAAAGGUCAGAGGUUCAAACCCACUAGUUGCUCCAAGGGGAAAAGAUGUGGCAGUCUUCUUCCCUAGAGAUUUAUAUCCUUGGAAACCCUAUGGGGCAGUUCUACUCUGUCCUGUAGGGUCACCAUGAGUCGGAAUCGACAUGACGGCAGUGGGUUUGGUUUGGUAUGAGACUAACUCACUCAUAACGGUUCAGUUUCAAGUGGGGAAAAAAGGCACCAAGAAAAAAAAAAAAAGGAAGAAGAAGAAAGGAAAAGAAGGAAGAAUGAACAAGCAACAAGAAGAAAAAGAAUAAGCAAGAAAGAGAAAUCCCCAGCCUGGUGGUUCGGGCAAACGCUCAGACCCCACCCCCGGGUCCUUGCCUUUGUUGCUAAUGGGAGCAUUCAGAUACAUUUUCUGUUUUAGAUUUUCCUUACUGUAAUCCGCUUCGGCUAAUAUGCCAGCUCGUGCAUUUGAUGCUUCCUGGAGACUCGUCUCCGGUAAGUUAUCUCUGACCGUUGCAGCUUUCCACAGGGAUUGAGUUGUUGAAAACUGUGUCCCAUACAGCAAUGACUUGAAUAUUGCAAUCAAAAGACAUGGUAUGGGCAGCAGUGGAUUUGGAGUCUACCUUGGACCCAGAAACAGAUUGUACCCGGAACUUGCUUUGAGGUCAUUUGGGGAGACAGCCCAGGCCCCCCAGCCCUUUCCAGGGCCGUUUGCACCAUGCACAGGGGAAGGGAACUUGAAUCCCAGUUUGAGGCAUUGAUUUAAAUCAGCUUUCAAGGGCCUCAAUGGAGCAGAUCAUCUGUUUGUCUUCCUUUUUGGGUACCUCUACCCCAAGACCAUUUCUCUGCAGGGGAUCUACAUUAGAGAGGGGGAGGGCUGCAGUCCUUGAUUGUGGGCUAGCGUCCUGCAGGCAGCACAGCACCAAUGGGGCAACACAUAGCAAGUCUUCUCUUGCCCGUUUUGAUGCUCCUCAAACUACCCACUCCAUCCUUGCAGUUACUCCUGGGACAUAAAUAAUACAAUGUAUCACGCUGCCCACAUCUUCUCAAACACCUCACAACGCCAUCCCAGGCUGAAGUGCGGGCUUCCUUGCAGCGCCUUUCUCGGUAAAUCAGAGUUUGCACAUUUAUCAGGGAAAGUUAGAUUUAAGCCCCAUUCCUCUCAUGUUGGAAAGAAGAACAUUCAUUUCGGUGGGGACUCUGCCAAUCAAUGAUCUUUCCACUUGACUCUGCUAUCAAUUAUUGCUGCGAUUAUUUGUCUAGCUGGAUAUUUAAAAUGUCAUCAGGAAGAGAUGAUUACAUAUUCCAGAAAGGAAGGUACUGUAUAAUCAGAUGAACUCAAUCCAGUUAAAUGUGGUGUUGGACCGACCUCCCCUUCCAAGCAGAAUUCUUGAGCUACCUCGGAAGCAGCCGCCUCUGCCCCGGGUUUGGGAACCUGAGCUAACCUUGGGAUGCAGCGUGCUCUCGGGGCUGGGUGAUACUCCAUCUUGGGAAACUUUCCAGGUCUGAAAAUGCAUGGCUUCUUCAGAUACACAAGAAGUGCAUUUUGGCUAUCGCAUUCACUUCAUCUGCAGAUCUAUAAAUAAGAAGUCCCUCCAGUUCCUCUGGCUUCCUGUGGAUUGAAAUGCCAAAUCCUGGGUUGUGGCGAAGUUUUCACAUGGCCCUGCCCCACUCCCAGUGCCUGGUGCCCGGGAACUCAGCAGCGUCAGUGGAAACUGCGACUGUUUGGAAGCCAAGGAAAAGUGCCAGUUCUCACUUCCCUCCAAUUCUGGAUAUUCUCGGCCCAGCUCCAUCCAUCAGCCUUCUCCCCACACACCUCCUCCACGCACACCCUCCUUCUGUCCUCUCCGUGAACAAGAAACAGAAAUCUGGCUCCAAUUUUUUUUUUUUUAAUGGGGGGAAAAAAAACCCACAGCCUGAACAAACAACAACAAACUGAACUAAGCUAAAUGCUCUAGACAGAAUGGUGGUACAGCAUUGACUAAGUGUACAGAAAUCCCCCAUUUAACAAGUCUGAGUCAGGAGACCCUAGAUGAGGGAAUGUUAGGCUGGGAAACAUCAGUCCUCCCACCGUUCUUUGGGCACCAAGAUUGGAACUGACCACAGGUUCCAGAGAAGUUCUCUGUAUCUGGGUAGGUUUCCGAGUAUGAGGAUUUUUCCGAGUGUGGUCAGUGGGAGUCAGAAUUGACUCCACUGCAGCGGGUAUGGGGAUGGCUAUCGUCAGGGCCUUUCCCAGUUCACUCCCCGGAGAGCUUGCUGGGCUCUUUUUAUUCCAGGACACUGUGGUGCUCCAACGGGUAUGGGGAUGGCUAUCGUCAGGGCCUCUCCCAGUUCACUCCCCGGAGAGCUUGCUGGGCUCUUUUUAUUCCAGGACACUGUGGUGCUCCAACGGGUAUGGGGAUGGCUAUCGUCAGGGCCUCUCCCAGUUCACUCCCCGGAGAGCUUGCUGGGCUCUUUUUAUUCCAGGACACUGUGGUGCUCCAAAGGUUCUCCUACUACAAUGGGAAAUGUAUUGAUGGUCUGUUAGAAAACUAAUCUCCUGUGCAAGGAGAGAGGGGAAGCCUUGAAAACACAGGAGCCCUGAGUAGUGUGUGCCUGUGUGUGCUGAGUGUACGAGAGAGAGAGAGAUAUGAGGAAGGGGGCUUAUCAAAGAAUGAUUUUUAAAAGCAUCACGUCCCACUGAAAUGGAGAAGAAACCCGGUCACCCAGGUGCCUGCAGUGGAUGUCACCCUUGUCCCCACUCCUUCAUGGGUGUGCUCAAGGACUCCUGUCUUGCCUUGGUUUCCUGCCAAGCUCUGCAGCUCAGAGACCUGGUGGCAUCAGUUCCAGUCGAGGUGCUCCAGGUUGGCUGCCCACACUCCCCUCUUGGGGAGCAGAAAUUACUUUGACCCUGAAAGCAUGGUUAUGCCUUGUGGUGGGUGAGGUGUAGCGUGUUAAAACCUCAGAUGAGGUGUAAAGGGAGGGCACGGCUUAGCUCUUUGGGGACCACAGCGAGGCUGAUUGCUACUGUUCUGUUUUCACUUUUCCUGGGACCCUUGCCCUGAUCGUUUCCAGAGUGUAAGUGUUUCUCUCUUCAUACCCUCCAAUGCGUCCCAAGCAAAGGUGGAUGUCUGGCUUUGGGUACAGAGUGUUGGGUGGGAAGGGAAGCUCUCCCAGGUUUGUCUGCUAAACCCAGGGCUGUCAAUGUACAUUGCAGAAUCCUUGCCAGUCAUCCUGCUGGAAAGCCCGGACCUCACAGAGCUCACAAAGGCUCUGCGUUCUUUCUUCCCUGGGCUGUGGCCUCCAUGGGGCUGUGCCAGGCCCUGUUGCAACUUGGGCGAUCGAGGAGGUGUGGGCUGUUGCAGGUGUGCUCCAAGCCUGUGGCGGGGAGGUGGGUGAGGUCAUCCAGCCGGCUUUCAACCGGCCUUCCAUGGCUAGCUUCCCAGCCCUAUUGCUAAGCCCUUUUAAUGGAGCAAAACUGUAGGUUCCGUAUAGGAUUGUUUCAACCGAAGGACUUCACGCUAUUCUUUCUGUUGGGGCGGGGAGAUGGGGGUGCCGGUGGAGGAUGAGCAUAGAGGAGAAUGUGGGGCUGCUUUAAAAAAACUAAAAAAAAAAAAAAAAAAAAGAGGGAGAGGAGGGUGACCCAGACCAGGUAAUUGAGACAAGUCAUCAGAAGAUUGUGAUGAAAUUCGACACCCAUUGUAACUCCUCUAACAGGUAAUUUACUCCGCGUUUGGAUGGUGAAUUAUCAACCCAAUUGUCUGUUAACAACCACCGAGUAAAUAUGCAAUCACAGAUUGCCGAAAUGGUACUGUGAACCCGAUGGACCAGCAUCCACUCUCAAGGGGCUGCCAUCACCGACUGGGUCAAGGCUGAUCCGGGUCCUUCUUGGUUGGUGAAUCAUUUACCCAGGAGAGCCCCAAGACUGCCAGAAGGGAGGGUUUCCCCGUCACUGCGGGCUCCAGGGCAGGGUCCUUCCAGCCAGGUCUUUUACGAGAACUCUCCAGCAAGACGAAAAGUCCACCAGACAGACUUGGUUUCUGAGUAUUUGUUGAGGGUCUCUUCUUUGUCCAGAAAGGACGAUGUAGUCUUGGUUCUCAGAAGGCUUGAACUUGAGCUAGGGAAUCGGCAGUGGUAGGUGCAUGAGAACUUGGAGUCCUUGGUCCAGGAGAAGAGUAAUAGAGGGCUGGGGGUCCUCUGUACCCCAGCAGAGUCCCACCAGGUGCUUCACGCCCCUGAGCUGAGUGUGAGUGCCCUCGGUACACAGAGGGCAGCCCUCAGCGGGGCCUCUGCCCGCCCGCCCAGGGAAGUCCACAGCCUGCUCCUUGCUGGAGGAGCCGCCAGCUCAGCCAAGAGCCGCAGGCCAUAAAUGCAAAGUAUGAUUUAACAAAAGCAGCUUUUGAGUGAGAAAGCGGAGCGGAGUUGUCCCAACCUGUGAACUUAGAUUUCGUUCCUCCUCCCCAUAAAUCAAAAAAGAAAGAAAGAAAACGGUUGGGGGAAGGGAGGGACAGAAGCAUUUCAUUUUCAGAUUUUGUAAGAAAAUAAAAUCAAAUCAAAAGAACCUGUCCCACGCUGAUACCUUACGUGCCAGGCUUGAGCCUGAGGCAAAUUUUUGUGGCCGUGUAAUAAGCCUCUUUAAAAUGGUGAUAGACCCUUGACUCUUUGCCUUGAGUUACGUUGAUAAAAGACGUUUUAUUGCGUUAGAGCCGGGGCAGGAGUACAGGACGGUUCUUGCCUGGUCGGCCUCUUUGAAACCACGUCAGCCCUCCUGUCCACACUCCCCACUGCCUGACGGGGCUUCAGCGCCGUGGUGGCGGCGAUCUGUGGGCCGGUGACAGCGAGGGCUUUCUACCCAGCCUUCGAAAGUUGAGGCUCUGGGAGCAAGGGGAUUUCAGCCUGAGGGGUUUGUUAAGGGAGAGCUGAGUCUGGCACGUUCCUGGUAGACCUGAGAGAUCUGGACACUGGUGGCUCCAGGUCAGCCUCGUGUUGGGACUGCCUGGAAAGAGAGUGUAGCUGGGAAUGCCGGACCACAAACCUCACUUCCAGGGUGGCCUUAACAGCUGUGACCUCUGUGUGUCAGAGUUGAACUGCUCCACAGGGUUUCCUUGGCUGUACUUUUUUAUUCUUGGUGGAGGGAGAAGGUCGCCAGGCCUUUCUUCUGUGGUGCCUCUGGGUGGAUUCAAACUACCAACCUCUAGGUUAUUUGUACCACCCAGGGACCAAGUGGCCUUAUAUACAUACAUACCUGUUGCCACUGAGUCGAUUCUGACUCAUAGCGACCCUAUAGGACAGAGUAGAACUGCACUAUAGGGCUUCCAAGGAGUGGCUGGUGGAUUUGAACUGCCGACCAUUUGAUUAGCCACUGUAGCUCUUAACCACUGCACCACCAGGGCUCCAAGUGGCCUUAGAGAGAUUCAGAAUAACAGAUGAGCUUAUAAUCGCCCCAGUAGUGUGCUGUCCCUCUGGCCCCCCUCCUCCUGGUGCCUGUGGAGAAAGGAAAGGGGGAAUGUGGUCCCUUUGCCUAGCGAGGCCAGGUCUCCAAAAGCUGUAUUCCCAAGUGGUCAGAUCCAGUGAGCAGAAAGAAAUUGACUGGUGUGUUCCUGGUGUGAGGAGCUUGGAGGUGUCUAGUAACUCUGGAGGUUGCCUCCAUUGAAUCAGCAGAAUUAGUAAACCUGGCGACAGCCACCUGCACCCACCCUGUGGCUGGAUGGGGGCCUCUCUCUGAAAUGAUUGCAAAUUAUACCUGUGACUAUCUCCUUUUUGUUCACAUCACUCUUUCCAGGUUGGUCAGUGAUAUAAAUGAAAGGUUAGAAAUAGGGUCAAAAGCCAGGAAAAUAACUAUGAAGCCAAGAAAAUAGGACUCAGAUAACUGCGUUUACCUCUCCUUUGCUCUGUGGUACCCUAGUCAUAAGGCUUGGGACGGAGGCCGGCUCUUGGCUGCUCCGUGCGUGGGUGGAGGACCGGCUGCUGAGGGACUGAGGAGAUGGUAGCAGCUGCCCCCGGGCAGAAGUCAGAGGAGCCCUGGGUGGUCAGAGACCUGUUCCUGAAAGAAGGACUCACGGUCUGGCCUCACAGGGCCAGAACCCUCCUGGGUCCCAUCUCACCUCAGGCGAAAGGGCAGCCUACUUUUGUUCUGAAGAAAUGUCAGAGCCUGACCUGCUAGACCAUUUUCUUUUUAGUUUAUAGGGCUUUGAAGCCUUAAAUUAGUCCUCAUAAUUUCUGAACAGUUCUUUGUUAACCGUAGGACAUAACAGAUUUUAAUUCUGGAGAAUGGCCGGUGCUGGCUCUAAGAAUCUCUUGGCCAAGGUUGUCACAGAGUGUUAGGCUGAUGGUGUGUGCAUUCCCCACUUCCUCCGAUGUACAUGUGACACUGUAUUGUCCCAGAAAAGCAAGCGAUUACCUGUAUGUGGUUUUGGGACUAGGGUCCAGACAGUGCUUUCUGCCUUGGCCCACCUUGAUGGCUCCUGAGGCGAGUGGAGUGGAUGGCAGACAUAGUUUGGCCCCCAUGGAGGUGGCAGGAUUCUGCGCUCACCCCGCUGGUCUGCGACCUUCAGUAGGAUACUUCUGAGAUCUUCCAUGUUCCACUGGGGAGCUGGGAAUAAUGACACGUCCCACAGGGUUACCGUGAGAAAUGUACUUUGGGAAGAAUAUAAAGCCUCCCCGCAAAGGCCAGGACAUACUUCCUUUGGAAGGGCCAGGCUUGAAGGCAGAAUUCUCUAAUUUAGCCAGUAGUGGGAGUGGCCUGACGGAGCCUUCCUGGGGUGCUGGUUCUUCUGACUGGUCUCCCAUUGAAGAGUUGCACCAACUAGUCAUGGAGGCAAGACAAGUGAACUCUAGCUCUCUGGGCUCAGUGUUGCCUGGGCCUACUCAUACCUACUGACCAAGCCUUUCUCUUUCCUAGUCACGCAGCCUGCCUGCCUCCACCGACUUCCUCCUCCUCAAGGCCCAGCAACACCUGAAAACCUCAGGGGUCUUCUUUCAGGUGUCGAGCUUAGUUUUCUUUAGCUUAUUUUGGCAUUUUAUGGAGGCCCAUCAGAAUGAUGAUAUAGUGGCAUAAAUUGCAUUUGUUGGGAGAUGACAGAUAAAAAGACUCAGGGUGGCCUCUUCAGAGUAAUUUGGGAGUUGCAUGUUCUGCUGGCUUUGAUAGACAAGUCCUUCACUCCCUGGCUAGUGUUUAUCAGACUUAAAACAUUUGUUAAGCGAAUGGUCAGUCUCAUCAGACCCAUCCUGACAGCCCAAAGGCUUUUUCCUCGCCUCAGUGGGAAAUGCUCAUUCCCGCUCCCCAGGCAUCUGGUACUAAACUCAUGAGAAAUUGAGGUGUUGUUUUUGAGGCUUUCCAGGUACCUGAGACUAUGAUCCCAUUCUUUAUUUCUUGGGUGAGGUGGGGAGGGGGGAUUGGUGUCUACAGACACUUGUGAGUCUGGACAGUUUGGUUGGACAAACAUGUUCAGGGCAGUCUAGUUUUGCUCAGCCCUCCUGCCCACACAGGCCUUGUAGUCGAGUCCCACUUUAGGAGAAGCCCCAUAAACACCGAAGUCUCAUCAAUGGGAACGGAUAAAUUAGAAGAUAAACUUCUGCACUGGAGGGGCCUCUCCUCCCCUCGUUCUGCACACGGAGCUCUAAUCCCCACGCCUGGGAUGAGUGCAGAAUAUGCACCGCAGGGUAUUUGUAAAGAUGAGCCCAGCAGCUACACAUGUACAACUUGCAAACAGCCAUUCACCAGUGCAUGGUUUCUCUUGCAACACGCACAGAACACUCAUGGAUUAAGAAUCUACUUAGAAAGCGAACACGGAAGUCCCCUGACCCCCCGGGUUGGUAUCCCUUCAGGACUAGGUGCAGAAUGUCCUUCCCAGCCACCUCUCCAUGGGAUUCAUAUCGCAGACAAUAACCCCUUUAACCUGCUAAGAAUACCAGGAUCAGUAUCGAGAGAGGCUUCGGGCCUGGCAGAAGGGCGCUUUCCACCCACUCCCCCCCUGUUUAGUCCACCACCGAGACAUCACUUGGACCCCCACCGCAUAGAGCGCCUGGGGGCAGAAGAGAUGGCCCUGGCCACCCAUCACCCGAGUGCCUUUGACAGGGUGCUGCGGUUGAAUCCAAUGGCUAUGGAGCCUCCCGCCAUGGAUUUCUCUAGGAGGCUUAGAGAGCUGGCAGGGAACACGUCUAGCCCACCGCUGUCCCCAGGCCGGCCCAGCCCUAUGCAAAGGUUACUGCAACCAUUCCAGCCAGGUAGCAAGCCGCCCUUCCUGGCCACGCCCCCCCUCCCUCCUCUGCAGUCCGCCCCUCCUCCCUCCCAGCCCCCGGUCAAGUCCAAGUCCUGCGAGUUCUGUGGCAAGACGUUCAAAUUUCAGAGCAACCUGGUGGUGCACCGGCGCAGCCACACGGGCGAGAAGCCUUACAAGUGCAACCUGUGCGACCACGCGUGCACGCAGGCCAGCAAGCUGAAGCGUCACAUGAAGACACACAUGCACAAGUCGUCCCCCAUGACCGUCAAGUCCGACGACGGCCUCUCCACCGCCAGCUCCCCGGAGCCCGGCACCAGCGACCUGGUGGGCAGCGCCAGCAGCGCGCUCAAGUCCGUGGUGGCCAAGUUCAAGAGCGAGAACGACCCCGGCCUGAUCCCGGAGAACGGGGACGAGGAGGAAGAGGAGGACGACGAGGAAGAGGAAGAAGAGGAGGAAGAGGAGGAGGAGGAGCUGGCCGAGAGCGAGAGGGUGGACUACGGCUUCGGGCUGAGCCUGGAGGCGGCUCGCCACCACGAGAACAGCUCGCGGGGCGCGGUGGUGGGCGUGGGCGACGAGGGCCGCCCCCUGCCCGACGUCAUGCCGGGCAUGGUGCUCAGCUCCAUGCAGCACUUCAGCGAGGCCUUCCACCAGGUCCUGGGCGAGAAGCAUAAGCGCGGCCACCUGGCCGAGGCCGAGGGCCACAGGGACACUUGCGACGAAGACUCGGUGGCCGGCGAGUCGGACCGCAUAGACGAUGGCACUGUUAACGGCCGCGGCUGCUCCCCGGGCGAGUCGGCCUCGGGGGGCCUCUCCAAAAAGCUGUUGCUGGGCAGCCCCAGCGCGCUGAGCCCCUUCUCCAAGCGCAUCAAGCUGGAGAAGGAGUUCGACCUGCCGCCGGCCGCGAUGCCCAACACGGAGAACGUGUACUCCCAGUGGCUGGCCGGCUACGCGGCCUCCAGGCAGCUCAAAGACCCCUUCCUGAGCUUCGGAGACUCCAGACAAUCGCCUUUCGCCUCCUCGUCGGAGCACUCCUCGGAGAAUGGGAGCUUGCGCUUCUCCACGCCGCCCGGGGAGCUGGACGGAGGGAUCUCGGGGCGCAGCGGCACGGGAAGUGGAGGGAGCACGCCCCAUAUUAGUGGUCCGGGCCCGGGCAGGCCCAGCUCAAAAGAGGGCAGACGCAGCGACACUUGUGAGUACUGUGGGAAGGUCUUCAAGAACUGUAGCAAUCUCACUGUCCACAGGAGAAGCCACACGGGCGAAAGGCCUUAUAAGUGCGAGCUGUGCAACUAUGCCUGCGCCCAGAGUAGCAAGCUCACCAGGCACAUGAAAACGCAUGGCCAGGUGGGGAAGGACGUUUACAAAUGUGAAAUUUGUAAGAUGCCUUUUAGCGUGUACAGUACCCUGGAGAAACACAUGAAAAAAUGGCACAGUGAUCGAGUGUUGAAUAACGAUAUAAAAACUGAAUAGAGGUAUAUUAACGCCCAUCCCUCGCUCUCACCUGACACCCCUUUUUUUCACCACCCCCUUUCCCAUGGCCCUCCAGCCCCACUCCCUUAGGGUUUUUUUCUAGUCCCACGUGAUUUAAACAAAAACAAACAAACAGAAAUAACGGAAGCUAAGAACAUGAGAGUGCUUGUCACCAGCACACCUGUUUUUUUUUUUUUUUUUUUUUCCUUUUUUCUUUUUUUUUCCUUUAUGUUCUCACCGUUUUGAAUGCAUGAUCUGUAUGGGGCAAUACUAUUGCAUUUUACGCAAACUUUGAGCCUUUCUCUUGUGCAAUAAUUUACAUGUUGUGUAUGUUUUUUUUUUUUUUUUUUUAACUUAGACAGCAUGUAUGGUAUGUUAUGGCUAUUUUAAAUUGUCCCUGAUUCGUUGCUGAGCAAACAUGUUGCUGUUUCCAGUUCCGUUCUGAGAGAAAAAGAGAGAGAGAGAGAGAGACCGUGCUGCAUACAUUCUGAAAUACAUAUCAUGUACAGUUUUAUUAUAUAAUGUGAGGAGGAAAAACAGUCUUUGGGUGAACCCUCUGUGGACAGGAUAAAUAGCACUGAAAAAAAUAAUUCUCUAAGAGCUACACGUCUGUCUUUAAAGCGUUAAAAGUUACCAAGUGGAGAGGGAAGAAAGGCCUUGAAUUGACAAAUUCACAGAAAAACAAAACGAGUGUAUUCUAUCAGUUGGUUUUAAAAUAUGAGUGCCUUGGAUCUAUGAAAACCACAUUGAUGGUUCUUUCUACUUGUUACAAACUUGUAGCUUAAUUCUACAUUGGAUGAGGUAAUAAACCUUAGGACCUAGCAUGUAAUUCUACAUUCUAUUUCUCACAACAAUGGCUACCUAAAAGUAUGGCCCGUUAUGUCGUAGUUAAUCAUCAUUUUCCCUUUAGUUUAAUUUUGUAAACAAAACUGAUCAUACCAGUAUAAAAGCUAUUUUGCUCCUGGUGAGAGCUUAAAAGAAAUGGGCUAUUUUGCCCAAAGUUUUAUUUUUUUUUUAAAGGAUGAUUAAAUUGAAUGUGCAACAUGCAGAAGCCCGAAACAUAAUUAAAUACAUUAGUAAGGAAUUCAUUUUAUGAAGAUCCUUGUCUGGAAUAAUAUCUUUAAAAAAAAAUUCAGGCACCAAAAGAAAUAGAUCCAGAUUCAACUUGGUUGUCAAAUGGACAAUCAAAUUAUAAACUUUGAGACCUCGUAUGCCGUAUUUACAAAGGAGAGGCUGACAGUAAGUUUUGCCGGAGGGCAACGGAGGGAAAAAUAUGUGACUUAUUAGCACAACAUGGUACUCUUUGCCAUUUUAAACUAGAACAGGUGUAUAAGCUAAUGUUGAUACAAUGAUGAUUAACUAUGAAUUCUUAAGAUGUGCGUUUAAAUGUGACAUUCUUAAAAAAGAAGAGAAAGAAUUUUAAGAGUAGCAGUAUAGAUGUCUGUGCUCCCUAAAAGUUGUAUUUUUUUCAUAUACCGUGCGCUAUUUGUGUUAACAUGGAAGAGGAUUCAUUGUUUUUAUUUUAUUUUUAAAAUUUUUCUUUUUUAUUAAGCUAGCAUCUGCCCCAGUUGGUGUUCAAAUAGCACUUGACUCUGCCUGUGAUACCUGUAUCUUUUCUCUAAUCAGAGAUACAGAGGUUGAGUAUAAAGUAAACCUGCUCAGAUAGAACAAUUAAGUGCACUGUACAAUUUUCCCAGUUUACAGGUCUAUACUUAAGGGAAAAGUUGCAAGAAUGCUGAAAAAAAAAAAGAAAGGAACACAAUCUCAUUGAUGAGCAUUUAAAAAAAAAAAAAAAAAAACUUUGCCAGCCAUUUACUU
Loxodonta africana (African savanna elephant) is the source of this 17980-nucleotide messenger RNA. RefSeq names its product BCL11 transcription factor A (gene BCL11A). Gene Ontology annotation, biological process: regulation of transcription by RNA polymerase II; negative regulation of dendrite development. The record is from RefSeq and is a predicted model, not a curated record. Gene Ontology annotation, molecular function: DNA-binding transcription factor activity; RNA polymerase II cis-regulatory region sequence-specific DNA binding. The coding region runs from base 14018 to 16162 and encodes 714 amino acids. Gene Ontology annotation, cellular component: nucleus. NCBI's taxonomy places the organism in Eukaryota, Metazoa, Chordata, Mammalia, Proboscidea, Elephantidae. The transcript is spliced from 3 exons.